Messenger RNA from Eruca vesicaria subsp. sativa (arugula), 951 nucleotides. NCBI's taxonomy places the organism in Eukaryota, Viridiplantae, Streptophyta, Magnoliopsida, Brassicales, Brassicaceae. The record is from the annotation of a GenBank genome assembly.
AUGCGAGAGAUCCUCCACAUCCAAGGCGGCCAAUGCGGAAACCAGAUCGGAGCCAAGUUCUGGGAAGUCGUCUGCGCCGAGCACGGCAUCGACCCCACGGGACGUUACACCGGCGACUCAGAUCUCCAGCUCGAGCGCAUCAACGUCUACUACAACGAAGCCAGCUGCGGAAGAUUCGUCCCUCGCGCCGUUCUCAUGGAUCUGGAGCCUGGAACCAUGGACAGUCUCAGAUCUGGACCGUACGGUCAGACCUUCCGUCCUGACAACUUUGUUUUCGGACAGUCCGGUGCUGGUAAUAACUGGGCGAAGGGGCAUUACACUGAGGGAGCUGAGUUGAUUGAUUCGGUGCUUGAUGUUGUGAGGAAGGAGGCUGAGAACUGUGAUUGCCUUCAAGGGUUUCAGGUGUGUCAUUCGUUGGGAGGAGGAACUGGAUCAGGGAUGGGGACUUUGUUGAUUUCGAAGAUAAGGGAGGAGUAUCCUGACCGUAUGAUGCUGACGUUCUCUGUGUUCCCUUCGCCUAAGGUCUCUGACACUGUGGUUGAGCCUUACAAUGCUACCUUGUCUGUUCAUCAGCUUGUGGAGAAUGCUGAUGAGUGUAUGGUUCUUGACAACGAGGCUUUGUAUGAUAUUUGCUUCAGGACUCUCAAACUCACCACACCCAGCUAUGAUGAACAUGAUUUAGUCAUUGUUUCGUAUAGUAAGUUUUGCAAUUUCUUCACGACUGAUGAUGCUCUCGCUAGCUUUACAUAAACAUCCUGUGCUGUGUUAUUUGCUCUGUUUGUUAAUCUUUGGUCAUUUGCGUUGAUCUCAUCACCAUUAAAUCCUUAAGCUAUUGUUCUCUUACUAAUUGCAUAUUACCUUCUGAUUAUAUGGUACGUUAGAAGAUCAUGAUUAUGAGUUGAAAGUACAGUGAUAUCUACUAGCUCUGUUGUUGUCCUUGCAUGUUUAUUU